Molecule: messenger RNA, 1328 nt
Organism: Puma concolor (puma)
Lineage: Eukaryota; Metazoa; Chordata; Mammalia; Carnivora; Felidae
Source: RefSeq, a predicted model, not a curated record
AUGGCGGAGCCCAGGCUUACGGGACAUCUGCAUAGCCAAGGGUCUCCACCUUAUGUGAUUAAUCUGGACCCAGCUGUACAUGAAGUACCCUUUCCUGCCAAUAUUGAUAUUCGUGACACCGUCAAGUAUAAAGAAGUCAUGAAACAGUAUGGACUUGGGCCCAAUGGUGGUAUAGUGACUUCACUCAAUCUCUUUGCUACCAGAUUUGAUCAGGUCAUGAAAUUUAUUGAGAAGGCCCAGAACAUGUCUAAAUAUGUCUUGAUUGACACACCUGGACAGAUUGAGGUGUUCACGUGGUCAGCUUCUGGGACAAUCAUCACUGAGGCCCUGGCAUCUUCAUUUCCAACAGUUGUCAUUUAUGUCAUGGACACAUCAAGAAGUACCAACCCAGUAACCUUCAUGUCCAAUAUGCUCUAUGCCUGCAGCAUCUUGUACAAAACCAAGCUGCCUUUCAUUGUGGUUAUGAAUAAAACUGACAUCAUCGAUCACAGCUUUGCAGUGGAAUGGAUGCAAGAUUUUGAGGCUUUCCAAGAUGCCCUGAAUCAAGAGACUACAUACGUCAGUAACCUCACUCGUUCAAUGAGCCUGGUGUUAGAUGAGUUCUACAGCUCACUUAGGGUGGUGGGUGUGUCUGCUGUUCUGGGUACAGGCUUAGAUGAACUCUUCAUGCAAGUCACCAGUGCUGCAGAAGAGUAUGAAAGGGAAUAUCGUCCUGAAUAUGAACGUCUGAAGAAAUCACUGGCCAGUGCACAGAGCCAGCAACAGAAAGAACAACUGGAACGCCUUCGGCAAGAUAUGGGCUCCGUAGCCUUGGACACAGGGACUGCCACUGACAGCUUAUCUCCUGCACUCGACCCUUCUGACUUGAUCCUGACUCGGGGAACUUUGGAUGAAGAGGAUGAGGAAGCAGACAGUGAUACUGAUGAUAUUGACCACAGAGUUACGGAGGAAAGCCGUGAAGAGCCAGCAUUCCAGAAUUUUAUGCAAGAAUCAAUGGCACAAUACUGGAAGAGAAACAACAAAUAGUUUCUAGAAGUUCAAACGUUUGGAACUCUGUGAAGGAACUAUUCUUACCUUUGAUUGGGGGCUACCAUAAAGGACAAUUUUGUUCAGAGUAGCAGAGUUUCUCUAAUAGGGAAAUUUGACUCAGAUGAAGCCAGGGUUAGGAGACUCUUGGACCUGGCAGGUAGAUGCCAAUUCCCCUUGGCCUUUUCCUUGGAUUUAUGCAAGGAAGGAUAUGGACUGUCCUCGGAUGCUGAUACCCCUUCAAGCCUAAAGCUUCCAGUUUUAUUGUUUGAACUUACGUACUUUUGCUGCUGAUGGAUGAA